GGCGGCGCGGCGACCAGUGCGCGGAGAGCGCGGGGUCCUGGAGCCGCGCGUGCGGAGGGCUCGGCGUGCGGCGGGACCUCGCCGGGCCAUGGCACCUCCUGUCAAAGGGAAAAGGAAGCAGUCAGAAGGGGGUGACACCCUAGAGCCACCCGUGUCCCCUCAACCUGAUGGUGAGGACAGCAGCAGCCACAGCCCCAUCCAGCUGGAGGACCCCCCUGAGGCAGGCGGGGAGCGGGAGGAGGAACAGGCCUUCCUGGUCAGCCUCUACAAGUUCAUGAAGGAGCGACACACGCCCAUCGAGAGGGUGCCCCAUCUUGGCUUCAAGCAGAUUAACCUGUGGAAGAUCUACAAGGCAGUGGAGAAGCUGGGGGCCUAUGAGAUGGUGACUGGCCGGCGCCUCUGGAAGAACGUGUACGACGAGCUGGGGGGCAGCCCAGGCAGCACCAGCGCGGCCACAUGCACGCGCCGCCACUACGAGAGGCUGGUCCUCCCGUAUGUGCGGCACCUGAAGGGGGAGGAUGACAAGCCGCUGCCUCCCUCCAAGCCUAGGAAGCAAUACAAGAUGGCCAAGGAGCCUCGGGGAGAUGACAGCGCUGCUGAGAGGCCGAAGAAGGCCAAGGAGGAGAAGCCGGUGGGCCAAAUGAUGCCAGGAAAGGUGAAGACAGAUGUUGACCUGGCGAGGCCCCUGAGCCAGGAUCCCCCCCAGGACGGCAUGGAGCAGCUGGGCCCAGCCCCUGGGUCCUCUCUGCCCUUCGUGGGUGCCAGCAGCUGUCCUGAGGCCUACAAGCGGCUCCUGUCUAGCUUUUACUGCAAAGGGACACAUGGCAUCAUGUCACCACUGGCCAAAAAGAAGCUCCUGGCCCAGGUGAGCAAGGCAGAGGCCUUGCGAUGCCAGGAGGAGGGCUGUCGCCACGGGGCAGGCAGCCCUAAUGGGGAACCCCAGGCGUCCCCAGCUGCUUGCCUCCUGGAGAGUCCUCACAGCCCAGGAGGGCCACCCGAGAACCCCAGGCACCGGCUGGCCCCUCAGGAGGGAUCCCAGGCCCUUGGUGGCAGCCUCAGGGAGGAGGCUCGGGCGAGCUCCCACCCACCAGCCCCCAUCUUCACGGGCUGUUUCCACGCCUACCCCACCAAGGUGCUGAAGCCCAUCAGCCAGCACCCCCGGGACUUCUUCCCUCAUCUCAAAGACGGGGUGCUCUUGGGGCCCCCUGGCCAAGCGGAGGGGCUGCCAGUCAAAGAGCCACCGCUGGUGUGGGGUGGGGACGUAAACCGCCCCUCUGCGUUCCACAAAGGCAACUCCAGAAAGGGCAGCCUCUACCCCAAGCCCAAAGCCUGCUGGGUGACCCCCAUGGCCAAGGGCCCCGCCGAGAGCCCCGUGCCCCUGCCCACCUUCCCUAGCAGCUCAGGCCUCAGCAAGCGCAGCCGGGAGGAAGAGGGCUUUGCCCCUGGUGGCAAAAAAAUGCGGGCAGUGUCUCCCUUUCGCAAGGAGAUGGACACCAAGGAGUAUGGGGCCAAGUCGGUGGGGCCCGGCUUGGCCGUCUCCUGCCUACUGGGCCCGGCCCUGGGGCCUGGCUUCCCGGACGCCUACAGGGGCACCAUGCUGCGUUGCCCACUGAACUUUGCCAGCACCCCGGACCCCUUAAAGGGCCCGGCCUCACUCCCCUUCAGCCCCCUGAUCAUCCCAGCCUUCCCGGCUCACUUCCUGGCCACCACGGCCCCUUCACCCAUGGCCGCUGGCCUGAUGCACUUGCCCCCAGCAUCCUUCGACGGUGCCCUCCGCCACAGACUCUGCCCGGCCUCAUCUGCAUGGCAUGUGCCACCUGCCACAACCUAUACAGCACCCCGCUUCUCUUUCCACCUCAACACCAAGCUGUAGGUUGGAGCCUACAGCACUGCUGUGCUGUGCUGCGUUCUGGAGGGUCUCGUGUGGCCCGAGGUGGGGGCACUGCCGGGGGGCUCUGGGCCUGCGCCUGUUCCGCAGGAGAGCUCGGCUGUGCCCGACACAGGACUGGGCCCUGGCGGGCGCCUGACAGGGAGGCCGUGGGAAGACGGGGCUUGUCUCAAGGUAGCAGCCUGCGCCUGGGGGCUGGGGACCUGGUUGGAAGGCCUUGGGAGGAGGGGGCAGGGCGUGCAGCUGGGGCCCUGUACUGGGGCAAGCGACUGGGUGAGGGGUUGAGAAGCUGGACAGCAGCUUGAGGCAUCCAGGUGUCCACAGAAAAACCGAAUAAAAUGUGUGA
Rhinolophus ferrumequinum (greater horseshoe bat) is the source of this 2234-nucleotide messenger RNA. RefSeq names its product AT-rich interaction domain 5A (gene ARID5A). Gene Ontology annotation, molecular function: transcription cis-regulatory region binding. The record is from RefSeq and is a predicted model, not a curated record. Bases 89 to 1873 code for a protein of 594 amino acids. NCBI's taxonomy places the organism in Eukaryota, Metazoa, Chordata, Mammalia, Chiroptera, Rhinolophidae. Gene Ontology annotation, biological process: regulation of transcription by RNA polymerase II. The transcript is spliced from 7 exons. Gene Ontology annotation, cellular component: nucleus.